CAAUCCCCCUCCCCUCUCUUCUCUUCCCUCCGGUUCCAGCAGCCUUAUCUUCUUGGCUGAGUGUUGGAGACAAGGUAGCUAGCUAGCUAGAGGUGGAGCGCGCGGCGAUGAAGAUCCAGUGCGACGCGUGCGAGGGAGCGGCGGCAACGGUGGUGUGCUGCGCCGACGAGGCGGCGCUGUGCGCGCGCUGCGACGUCGAGAUCCACUGCGCCAACAAGCUCGCCAGCAAGCACCAGAGGCUCCCGCUCGAGGCGCUCUCCGCAAGGCUCCCACGCUGCGACGUCUGCCAGGAGAAGGCGGCGUUCAUCUUCUGCGUGGAGGACCGGGCGCUCUUCUGCCGGGACUGCGACGAGCCCAUCCACGUCCCCGGUACGCUUUCCGGCAACCACCAGCGCUACCUCGCCACCGGCAUCCGCGUCGGCCUCGGCUCCGUCUCCACCUGCAACGGCGCCGACAGAGGCGGCACCCACGACGCUGACCACCACGCCCCGCCCAAGGCCGCCGUCGAGCAGACGCCUUCCCAAACCACCGCUUCCGCCGCGGCGCAGCAGGUUCCCUCGCCGCCGCAGUUUCUGCCGCAGGACUGGGCUGUCGACGAGCUCCUGCAGUUCUCCGACUACGAGUCCGGCGACAAGCUGCAGAAGGAGUCGCCGCUUGGGUUCGGGGAGCUGGAGUGGUUCGCCGACAUCGAGCUCUUCAAGGACCAGGCGCCCAAGGCCGGUACGACGGCCGCAGAGGUCCCGGAGAUGUUCGGCUCUCACGCUGCCAGCGAUGCGGCGUACUACAGGCCGAGCAAAGCCGCCGCCGGCGUGCGCCAGAGCAAGAAGCCCCGGGUCGAGAUCCCCGACGACGAGGAAGAUUACCUUAUCGUCCCUGAUCUUGGUUAAGAGAAAGAGAGUUUGUGCCGCCGUUGCUGUAUACAUAACAAGAGAGGAGCAUCAUGGCGUGUCAUGUGUACAAGCUAUAGACGUGUCACGUGUCGUGCACCUUUGCUUAGAAUUGCUCAAUUAUGAACAUAAUAAUUCU
Molecule: messenger RNA, 1026 nt
Organism: Phragmites australis (common reed)
Lineage: Eukaryota; Viridiplantae; Streptophyta; Magnoliopsida; Poales; Poaceae
Product: B-box zinc finger protein 24-like
Exons: 3
Coding region: 108-887 (259 amino acids)
Biological process (GO): photomorphogenesis; regulation of DNA-templated transcription
Cellular component (GO): nucleus
Molecular function (GO): zinc ion binding
Source: RefSeq, a predicted model, not a curated record